Molecule: messenger RNA, 1353 nt
Organism: Pseudopodoces humilis (Tibetan ground-tit)
Lineage: Eukaryota; Metazoa; Chordata; Aves; Passeriformes; Paridae
Gene: IDH3A
Product: isocitrate dehydrogenase (NAD(+)) 3 catalytic subunit alpha
Biological process (GO): tricarboxylic acid cycle; isocitrate metabolic process
Cellular component (GO): mitochondrion
Molecular function (GO): NAD binding; magnesium ion binding; isocitrate dehydrogenase (NAD+) activity
Source: RefSeq, a predicted model, not a curated record
GGGGCGGGGCCGCCGCUCCCCGCGCGCCGGUUCCGGUUUAGCGGCGGGCGCGCAGCUCUCGGGUCUCGGCAGCCGCGGUGCCCGGGCGCGUCAUGGCCGCUACCGCGUGGAUGCCCACGGUUUCUCGAUUGCUAGGUGCUUUCAAAACCCAAAAAAAGGUGACCAGAAGUUUUGGUAAUGCUGUACAAACAGUAACUUUAAUCCCAGGAGAUGGCAUAGGACCGGAGAUUUCUGCUGCUGUCAUGAAGAUCUUUGAUGCUGCCAAAGCACCUAUUCAGUGGGAAGAGAGGAAUGUUACAGCUAUCCAAGGACCAGGAGGGAAGUGGAUGAUACCCCCAGAAGCCAAAGAAUCCAUGGAUAAAAACAAAAUGGGAUUAAAAGGGCCUCUGAAGACCCCAAUUGCUGCAGGGCACCCAUCGAUGAAUUUGCUGCUGCGUAAAACCUUUGACCUUUACGCCAACGUGCGUCCGUGCGUGUCCAUCGAGGGCUACAAAACCCCCUACACAGACGUGAACAUCGUCACCAUCCGUGAGAACACCGAGGGCGAGUACAGCGGCAUCGAGCACGUGAUUGUUGAUGGGGUUGUGCAAAGCAUCAAGCUGAUCACAGAGGAAGCCAGCAAGCGCAUUGCAGAGUUUGCUUUUGAAUAUGCCAGAAACAAUCAGAGAAGCCACGUGACUGCUGUGCACAAGGCAAAUAUUAUGAGAAUGUCUGAUGGGCUUUUCUUGAGAAAAUGCAGGGAGGCAGCAGAAAACUGUAAAGAUAUUAAAUUUAAUGAAAUGUAUCUGGAUACUGUAUGUCUGAAUAUGGUUCAGGAUCCAUCUCAAUUUGAUGUGCUUGUUAUGCCAAACUUGUACGGUGACAUCCUCAGUGACUUGUGUGCUGGACUCAUCGGGGGUCUUGGAGUAACACCCAGUGGAAACAUUGGUGCCAACGGCGUGGCCAUUUUUGAAUCCGUUCAUGGAACAGCACCAGACAUUGCAGGAAAAGACAUGGCAAAUCCAACUGCCCUCCUUCUGAGUGCUGUGAUGAUGCUGCGCCACAUGGGAAUGCACAAACAUGCCACAAAGAUCGAGUCAGCUUGCUUCGAUACAAUUAAAGAUGGAAAGGUCUUGACAAAAGACUUGGGAGGCAAUGCUAAGUGUUCAGAAUUCACAGAGGAGAUCUGCCGCCGAGUACGGGACAAAGACUAAACCUCCUCCUGCUCCUGCUGAUGACUCUGGAAGGACACACCAUGGAGCCCAGUAUAUGUAACCUGAUAUCCACAUGCAUAGAGUUUGCUUAUCUCUUGAGAGCAAACUUUUUAGCUGAGGCCUCUCCAUUAAUAAAUCUAGUCCAAAUGGCUACAAAUGA